AUGACCGCGGAUGAGGUCUCUACAACAACAGGCGCAGCGGCACCAGAUAUUACAGGUUAUGCAGACUCGCAAGGAGAGACAGUCUAUGAGCUAGGGCCAUAUAGGUGUACUGACGGAUUAAGCGUGGAUCUAAUGUCAGAUGUGCUAUCCGGGUUCUUUUCAAGCUCGACAGACAGCUCGCUGAAAGUUUAUACGACUUACCUGGUUCUGAAUCUCCACGCAGCAGGUAGUGUCACAGCACCUGGGGAUCCAGCCUCAGCUGUCACAGGCGCUGAUCUCCCGAAUUCCGCAUCAGAACGACCCGGGGAUUCUUUGCAGAACGCCUUAGCCAGCUACUUGUAUACGCCUGCGCAACUGGCCAAGGACAGAAGUGAUCUGAACGAGUCCUGGUAUAAGGUCGAAUCGAGCUACCUACCAGCUACAGAAUACUUCACUGUCCACGUGAAUGAAUCUGGCAAGCACAGUACCCCAGACGGAUGGCCUUCUUCGAAAUACAUCCAGCUUGCCAAAUCGGACAGGGUUCUAAUUGAAUAUGGCUCUGUAGAUCCGCAGCUUGCUGAUUUGGAUCUGUCUGAAGAGGAGGAUAUGAUUUUCUCACCUGGCUACAUGACAUCGGGUAUUAGGAUUUCAGACGAUUCCAACGGUACCCUUACUUCAGGCUGUCUGUAUUCUCCUAAGGCCACAGAUGUUGCGCAGGCCAACUCAUCGUGGGCAAUAUCAAGCAGACUCCCUAUCCCAAACAAUCUUCCAGCGGACGAAGCUAUGGGCGCGCUCUCGAGAGAGAUAUCCAGUAUUGCAGAAUGCGGCUUGUCCCCUAUGCUGAAUAGCUCUCUCUUCGGCGAAACGGCUGAUGUCAACAUAGCCAACUACCGAAACGUGUCUCUUUCCGCAAGCUGGGCCUGGGCUGUAGGAGAAACCCCAUGGCGCAGGAUCCGGCGGCGGCACCAACGGGCAACUAAUUGCUCCGAAAUCCGGCGCGGUGCAUGCCGUGUUGACGGUGGCGCGUUUACCUGGACCGUGUCUGAUGCAGUGGAUAAUUUCUACCAUAUCGCACAUGUCUGUCCUCCAGGCUCUGCGUUGGCAGUGCCCAGAACGGGCUUGGAAAAUACAUACCUGUACAACCACCUCCUUGCACAACCAUCGGAUAUCCUCGACCCGGCGGCUACGGACCCGGCUUUGCGCGAGGUCUUCCUUGGCUUCAAUUCGAUCGAUGUAACUUCGUGCUGGGUGCAGGGCGGACCGCAGGCAACAUGUCCUUACGAAUCGAAUCCUCAGCAGCUGGAGCGAAGAGCGGUGCUCGUGGCUGCGAUUGCGAGUAUCGUGAUCUGUAUCAUUGCUGCUUUGACUAUCUUCGUCAAGUGCAAUGCUAAUCGGCGAAACUCGCGACGUCAGAAACGUGUUAUCGAAGGCUGGGAGUACGAAGGUGUUCCCUCGUAG
Molecule: messenger RNA, 1437 nt
Organism: Penicillium chermesinum
Lineage: Eukaryota; Fungi; Ascomycota; Eurotiomycetes; Eurotiales; Aspergillaceae
Product: Lectin C-type domain protein
Exons: 2
Coding region: 1-1437 (478 amino acids)
Source: RefSeq, a predicted model, not a curated record